CACUUGCACAAGAAGUCACUUACCAUCUGGACUAGCAGAGGAACAGAACAGAACCGUAAGCUGCACCUGUCCCACACACACACACUCACUCAGGGGAGAGAUCACACACAGUCUCUAUGUGUGGCUGGGACCAGAGCCUCCUGGCUGCCUCUCAUCACAGCUCGGCAAUGUUGACUACAGAGGGAGCACCCUACACCACUGACAAUGAGGACUUCAAGAUGGACGUAGCCGAUGUAGACAUGACAAAAUGGACAGAGGCUGAGUUUGAAGAGAAAUGCACCUACACAGUGAAGGAUCACAGUUGGGAAGGUCCCUUGGAGAAUGUGGACCUCACCUGUGCUGUGGCAUCCUUACCUCGAAACCUAGCCUUCAAACACCCACCAGACUCCAAAGAGGUCAUUGGUGUGGUUAGCAGAGAAUACAUCCCCAAAGGUACCCGGUUUGGCCCCCUUGUGGGAGAAUGCUACACUGCAGAGAAUGUCCCCAAAGACGCUAACAGAAAGUACUUCUGGCGGAUUUACUCAAAUGGAAAGUUCCAUCAUUUUGUGGAUGGUCUGGAUGAGGAGAAGAGUAACUGGAUGCGCUAUGUGAAUCCAGCUCAUUCCCAGCAGGAACAGAACCUCGCUGCCUGCCAAAAUGGCAUGAACAUUUUUUUCUAUACGGUCAAGGCUAUUCCUCCAGACCAGGAGCUUCUGGUGUGGUACUGCCCUGAGUUUGCUAGCCGUCUCAACUACCCAGCCUCUGGAGAUCUUAUGAUGCAAAAACUCAAACAAAACCUGAUUGAACCGAAGAACCCAGUUAAAAGGGAACACAGUGUUUCUGAGAUUUUGAAGGAUGUACUGCAAGAACCCACCAGACCACUUCCCACUCGUCCCCACUGCCUCAAGAACCCAGACCGACCUCUUUACUCCACUGUUCCCUAUUCACUGCGUUCCACCCUAAAUGAGGAAUUCUUAAAGAGUAGCACAGCAUUUGUGCCAACUUGCUCUCACAGACAGUAUUCUGCAACACCGAGCCCUUCAGUACAUAGCAGUCCUGAAAGCAGCCCAGAAAGCAGCCCCACACCAACAUCCCUUGAGCCAAGGAUUACCCCGCUCUCCUUUUCCCCAGCACUCUACUGUCGUGGCUUGGGUCAUUAUCCAGGCUACACAUCAGCAAGCCCGAUGUCUUUCUACCCUAACCUGCACUACUCACGCUACCUCAUGCCUCACUACCCGGUCAGUGGUGUGAGUGGGCCACCUUUAUUUCCCCACAUGUACCCCUUUUACAGUGGCUUGGUACCCCCUCAUGUACCCUUCCCAUCUGAAAGUGGCCGGCAAUUUCUGCUAGCACCUGACACUCCUGCUCCUAGGGACAUUCUGCACCCAGCAGCCACCAGUGCCUUUUCUGCAGCCACUUCUCUGAAAGACAAACUACUGCAUGGACAUAUGCAUCCCUACACUCCCACUGGUGGCUCCCCAACAGCUGGUUCUGCAGCCUCCACAGGUAAUCUGCCUACUAAGCCUACCUCAGCUCUUUUGGGUACCAGUCGCUCAGAGGACGAGGCCAUCAACCUCAGCAAGAUCAAGCGAGGCUCUGCAGGCUACAAAAGUUUAGAUUACCCGUUGAAGAAGCAGAAUGGGAAGAUCAAAUAUGAGUGCAAUGUCUGCAGCAAGACUUUCGGUCAACUGUCUAAUCUUAAGGUGCACCUGCGUGUCCACAGCGGCGAACGGCCAUUUAAGUGUCAGACCUGCAAUAAAGGCUUCACGCAGCUGGCUCACCUACAGAAACACUUUUUGGUCCACACUGGAGAAAAGCCACAUGAAUGUCAGGUGUGUCACAAGCGCUUUAGCAGCACCAGCAACUUAAAAACCCACUUGCGACUACACUCCGGCGAAAAGCCAUACCAGUGCAAGAUCUGCCCAGCCAAGUUUACACAGUUUGUACACCUCAAACUGCACAAACGUCUGCACACACGGGAACGUCCACACCAGUGUCCACAUUGUCACCGCAACUACAUCCACCUCAGCAGCCUGCGGCUCCAUGUCAAAGGCUACUGCAUGGCAGCCACCCCUUCUCCAAGCUGCAAUUUGGACGAGCUCAACCGUGUCAAUGAGGAGAUUGAGCGCUUUGACAUCAGUGAUAAUGCUGACAGGUUGGAAGAAAUGGAAGAAAUGGAAGGAUUUGACAUUGAGAGCAUGGUGGAGAAGCAGAUCUUUGGAGUACUCUGGCAAGAGAUGGAUUUUAAAGUCUCUUACCACAAAGGUAACACCGUAGGAGACCUCCGUCCCCCAACACCACCAUUACCCGCAUAUCAUCUGAAUGAGCCUGGCUGUGAGGCCUCAGUCAUCAGGGUUCGUUGUAGCAGUCCUCUCUCACUCCUUCCUAUCAAGGUUAAAAAGGAGACAGAGGAGGUCAUGGAAGACUAGUCAACUAGGGGAUUGGCUGCCUGACUAGUUCUCUAUACUAGGUUGUGGACAGCGUUAAGUGUACACCAUUUUUCUUAAAGGAAACAGGCUUUGGCCUUAAUGUUCAGGGACUUAAAGUACUCAGGGCUAGCAGACGUUGAAGUUUAUCAGUGGUCUAGUAUGUCCUUCACAAAUGACAAAGACAAUCAUUUUCUUUUAUUAAUAUUAUUGUUUUAUUAAUAUUAUUUGAUCUUUUUGGUGUUUCAAUUUGUUUCUUAAUCUAUUUAUUUAUUGUUCAGUGUGUCAUUUUUCAAAAGCAACACAUGGAAAUAAUGUUUACAAUGAUUGGUUAAUUCAUUGUUAUUUACUAUUUUAUAUAUAAUUUGUCUAAAUGUUUCUUAUAUGUUGUCAUUCUUUUUUGGAUAGUGUCUUACAGCACAUAGUGUCUCAGUUGACUGUGAUCUCAUGACUGCAAAAAUCUUACCACAUUCAUCUUAAUUUUUUUCUGUGGGCUUCUCUUUGUUGAAGGCCUUUUUUUCUCUAGGAAAGGUCAAAGGAUAUAUAUCAAUGUUGUAUGUAACAUUUGUUCUUUUCACGUUGAGCUGUACACAAUAUAAUAAUUUCAAAAGGGGCAUAUUAUGUAUUAUUAACAACUGUUACCUCAAAAUGUGGGAAUGUAUGUGUGUCUGUGUGUAUAAUGUGCUUUUAUGUUUGUAAGAGAUGUUAGUUUGUUCUGCUACUUGAAGAGGAAUGAAAUGUCUUAAAUGUGCAGGUGUACAUGUGGACCAAAGAGCAGCAGUCCAUCACACACUGGCUGUGAAUCAGAGACUGACUUUGCAUUUUUUUAAUGUGUGGCACAAUACUGAUACCAAAUUAAACGGGGAUGUGUGGCUGGUUACCAAAGCUAUGUCUAUUGUUAGUUUUCAGAAUGUGUGAAUUACAGAGAGAGAUGUGUGCAUAUGCAAUGUAAGCUGUUGUAGCCCUUUGUUCUGCUGGUCUGUGGUGGUGAUGUGUGUGUACACUACAUCACUCUGGCGUUUGUAUGCACUGAUUAUUUUUCUUUUGUCUAAUGUUUGUAUGUAUUCAGUGUAUGUAAGAUUUUGUACAGUAAAUUUUGUAGGACAGUGACAUCAGCAAUAUGUUCUGUGGGUUAGUAGCAUCUCAUACACUUUCUGUCCUGAAGUCUACCAAAGUCUACAGUCAGCUUUAAAUUAAAUAAUAAAAGACUGUAUUGAUUUUCAUACUGGUUUACAAAGCUACAGUACAGCUUGACAAAAUGUAAAUUAUAAUAUAAUUCUUCACUGAUCAAAUGUACUUGUCCCUUGUGUGUUGUCUUUACAAAAGAUUUGGUGUCAGUUCCAUACAUAACAUUUUCAAAUAGGGCUAUUUUAUCGAAUAAAGCGCUAUCCCACUGUACAUGGAAGGGAUAGACACCCAUAUCAGAUUUCAGUUAUUAAACUA
Molecule: messenger RNA, 3848 nt
Organism: Triplophysa rosa
Lineage: Eukaryota; Metazoa; Chordata; Actinopteri; Cypriniformes; Nemacheilidae
Gene: prdm1a
Product: PR domain containing 1a, with ZNF domain
Exons: 7
Coding region: 117-2408 (763 amino acids)
Biological process (GO): regulation of transcription by RNA polymerase II; cell fate commitment
Cellular component (GO): nucleus; cytoplasm
Molecular function (GO): histone deacetylase binding; DNA-binding transcription repressor activity, RNA polymerase II-specific; RNA polymerase II cis-regulatory region sequence-specific DNA binding
Source: RefSeq, a predicted model, not a curated record